CUUAUUCUCGUUCAUGUGUUGUGAAAUGGUAAACACAAGAUCCAGUGGCGCCAAAGUAACAUUUUCUUCGCAAGAGACAAAGUCGCACCCAAGAGAAACUCCUAAGAGAAAGAAGCUUACAAGUAGUAUUGAACCCGUGGAAUGGGUUCCCACUGUGCUUGAGCACGUACAACUCUACACACAAGGGUUACAAGAGAAUUCUCACGUCAUUCUCUUGCUACCUCAAGAAAUCGAAGUGAGCCUUUCUCUCUGGGAAAGUUUUGAACUUGGCGAAGUUUCCAAUACGCCAUCCGCAGAAAGUGACUCGUCAAAACUUUACUUGUGCUACGCUGGUGGAGAAGUAUGGGCUUGGGAUACCUUGAAAGUUGAGUCUAAAUGGUAUUUGGCUUUAAGUGCAUACAGAAAGGACAGCUUGGUACAUUCUAUUUAUGAAAAAUACUCAAACCUUGGUUUGAUUCAACUUUGGGAGUAUGACGCAAGUAGAGACGAGAAGCCAACUUGUAUUUUGUGUAUAGGACACGAAGGUGACUUUUGUCGUCAGCUUCGCUGGCUUCCUUUUUGUCUGGAUGGCGCGGACUCGGAUCACCAACAUCUACUAGGCAUGUUGUUGGGUUGCUUUGGUGAUGGUACUUUGAAAGUUAUGCGUAUCAAAUACGACCCUCUUUGGAAGCAAAGACAGCCAAAUGAACCUAUUUUUGUUCGAAGCGAUGUGUUGUUCUGUUUUGCAAGCCCUUGUGAUGCCAUUCUCAUUACGACUGAAUGUUCGUCAGACGGUCGUUGGAUUAUUGGAGGUGAUACAAGGGGUACUCUACAUUUGUGGAACAUAAAAGGAAAUUUAAAAGAAGUUUUUAUACGCAACCAGAAGAAUGGCAUUUAUUAUCAAAGUUUCCCCGCUCAUCAGGUACCUAUUAGAAGUUUAGCUUCCCCGAGGAUGCAGCAAGAUACGAUUAAUAUACAAUAUCCUAGUAAGUUGAGUAUGCCAACCAGUGAGUUGAUAGCAAGUGGUUCAAUGGAUGGUUGUAUUCGUAUAUGGAAUCUUCAUUUUCCGUAUCGUCCUUUAUUGGAAUAUCGUCUAGGGCAGAGUUGGAUAUAUCAACUAGAGUGGCGCUCAAGUAAGGAGUUAGUUGCAGCUUUAGAUGAUGGCUCUGUCCGUUUGCUUCCUGUUGAAGAGUCAAACAAGUCAUCAAGAGUAUUAGCUUUGCAUCAAGGAGCUUGUUGGUGUGUCUCGAUAUCCAGUCACGCCGAGAGUCAACGCAACACCAACUUGAGUAUUUCAAGUGGUGGGGAAAAUGGAGAAUGGAUAUAUUGUCAUGACAGUCUUUGGACAUCUCGUAAAAGUAAGAAAAGUUCUUGUCAUCCAUGGAGAUUAGCCAAGGUUGAAAUGUAUUCUUCUCAACCUGAACAGGGAAAAGUCGCCCAACUAUCCAAUGAGGACUCUGUUCGAUACAGCUUGUCUACUUUUAUUCAUUCUUCCAAAAAUAACAUUCCGGACAUUGCGCAAUAUAUUCAACGACCUCUUAGUACGGGUGCUUGUGUCCCUUUUCCUCCAUCCAUGGCAUUUCAUCGAGUAUUUCAUCAUUUUUUGCCAAAUGAUAUGAAAGAUACUCAUCCCUAUUCUAUGAUAUUGGGUGCCGCUUUUGGAGAUGGAUGGUUCUUGUUAGGUGCGAUGUCGUCAUGGUUGGUUCAACAACUUUAGAUAUCCGUAAACAAUUCUUCUCCAACCGCAAACUGACGUCUAUAUGGAUACUUUUUACCGAUGGAUUCCAAAUUGUCGGCAAGUUCAUGUUGACCAUUUUCUUUUAAAGCGAAAACAACUUGUGUCAAUUGUCUCGGAGUACUUUUUGUUUUUUCAGCUGCUUUCAUAAACCAAUGAAGAUGUUC
Molecule: messenger RNA, 1881 nt
Organism: Galdieria sulphuraria
Lineage: Eukaryota; Rhodophyta; Bangiophyceae; Galdieriales; Galdieriaceae
Exons: 1
Coding region: 26-1696 (556 amino acids)
Biological process (GO): transcription by RNA polymerase III
Cellular component (GO): transcription factor TFIIIC complex
Molecular function (GO): protein binding
Source: RefSeq, a predicted model, not a curated record